AUGAAAGGCAACUGUAAAGUGUUUUGCGCAGAGGAGGGUUCUUUUUUCGAUAACUUGAAAUUGGGAGGGAAUCAAGGUCAAAACCACAGAAGGAAUGAGGAGGGUUUCAACCCGCACUAUCAACCGCGGGUUGGAAAUCAAGGUUGGAACCACCUUAGAGGUGAAGGACCUAGGCGAUAUUUCCAAGAGUGGACUGAGCAUAACAAUCAUGAAGAAUUCAAAACUCAAUUGAGUGACAGCCCGACAUCAAGGGGGAAUGACAGCAGCUCUAAGGUGAAUGAUCUACUGACACGAAUUCUUGAGAAAGUUGAUGGCUCUGAUGAUUUGCUAAAGGGAAUGAGAGAUGAUUUUUCUUCACUAAAUAACAAGGUGAACUCUCAUUCUAAUGCCAUCAAGAUGCUUGAAGGUCAAUUUAAUCUCCUAUCGGCUCAACUAACAACCAAGAUGCCAAAGGAAAAUGAGGAAGAAGAGUUGGUUGUAAUUACCUGUAGCGAGAAGGUAGCGAUAGGUAAUGAAGGAGAAGAACGUAAGGAAAAUCAGGGUGGGGAAGAAGAAGAAAUUACCGAUCAUCAAAACCUCGGCAAGAAAGCACAAGAAGGAAUGAAUCAGCACAAUGAAACCCUAAAAAUAAUACAACCCUUACCCAAAAUACCUCCACCUUUUCCCCAGCGUUUGAAAAAGAAAACUGAAAAUGAGAAGUUUAAAAUAUUCUUGUCUGUGUUCAACAAGUUGUCCAUCAACCUUCCUUUGGUGAAAGCAUUGCUGGAGAUGCCAGGGUAUGCUAAAUUCAUGAAAGAGUUAGUCACCAAGAAGAGGAUCUUGGAUUAUGAAACGAUUGAAGUGCCUCACAGUUGCAGUGCGAUCAUGACAAAUGAGUUAAUCAUUAAAAGAGCAGACCCUGGUGCUUUCACCAUCCCGUGUACUACUGGAAUGCUCCAAUUUGUCAAUGUUUUAUAUGACCUAGGAGAAAGCAUCAACCUGAUGGCAUACGCCAUAUACAAGCAACUUGGAUUGGGAGAACCAAAGGCAACUACAAUAAGACUUCUCAUGGCAGAUCGAUUGAUCUAUCAUCAUGUUGGGAUCCUCUAUGAUAUCUUGGUCAAAGUAGAUCAGUUCAUAUUUCCAGCUGACUUUGUGAUUUUAUACUGUGAAAUUGAUGUUGAGGUCCCCAUUAUUUUGGGAAGGCCAUUCUUAGCAACUGGUAAAGCAUUAGUGGAUGUUGAAAGUGGCAAGUUGAAAUUUCGUGUGAAUGACGAUGAGGUAACUUUCACCAUCUGCAAAUCCAUGAAGCAACCAAGUGAUAUCCAUGUAGUGUCUACUAAAGAUGUUAUAGAUGAGGCAGUGGCAAGUGUGAGCCAUCUGUUGCGCAAGAAUGAGACUCUUGAGUCAAUACUUGCAAAUCAUGAAGAAUCGGAAAUUCAGGAAUAUGAUGAAAUGAUCGCAGCCCUAACAGGGUUAGGAGCAUAUGCACGAAAUCCAAUUAAGUUGGAUAUCAACCUGAAAAACUGA
Molecule: messenger RNA, 1509 nt
Organism: Solanum stenotomum
Lineage: Eukaryota; Viridiplantae; Streptophyta; Magnoliopsida; Solanales; Solanaceae
Exons: 1
Coding region: 1-1509 (502 amino acids)
Source: RefSeq, a predicted model, not a curated record